AUGACCAGCCCAAGCUACAGACUGAUCGUCAACUAUGGUCCAGAGAGACCUGUUAUCAUCAGUCCGGAUAUAGCGAUGACAGGACACAUCGUCACUUUCAACUGCUCGGCCUCCUCUCAGCCUCCCAGCCAGUUCAGCUGGUUCUUCAAUGGCUCCCAGGUGGCAACCGGCUCAGUGUAUAAGACUGGCCCACUGACCUUAGCCAGUCAUGGGAAGUACACCUGUGUGGCCUUCAACAAUGUCACUGGCAGAAAUAGCACUGUCUCCAAGAUGCUCACUGUUGUUGCACCUGUGACCAUGACCAUGGUGAAAGUCAUUGGAGCCCAGCCAAUACUGAAUGAGACAUUCUCUCUGACCUGUGACACCGCUGGAACCAUUAACUCCAUUCAAUGGAUGAGGAACGGCUGGCCUCUGUAUGCUGACAACAGAACAGACUUCUCUAUGAACAACAAUACACUGACAUUCAACUCUGUCCAGCAUUCUGACAACGGAGACUAUCAGUGUUCUGCCUACAACCCACUCAGCAACAUGACCAGCCCAAACUACAGACUGAUCGUCAACUAUGGACCAGAGAUGCCUGUUAUAACAGGACCAGCAUUAGGAGAAACAGGACACAGCGUGACCUUCAACUGCUCGGCCUCCUCUCAGCCUCUCAGCCAGUUCAGCUGGUUCUUCAAUGGUUCCCAGGUGGCAACUGGCUCAGUGUAUAAGACUGGCCCACUGACCUUAGCCAGUCAUGGGAAGUACACCUGUGUGGCCUUCAACAACAUCACUGGCAGAAACAGCACUGUCUCCAAGAUGCUCACUGUUGUUGAGGCUAUAAAGUCAGUGAUGGUGAAACAAAGCAAAAUACCGAUAGCAUCUGACAACCUAACCCUGACCUGUGAUGUCACCGGGCGCUAUGACACAAUCUACUGGAUGAAGGACAACCUGCCUCUGAUCCUGAACAACACCUUGAACUCUGACAUCACCAUCUCCAACAACUCUCUGCACUUCAGUCCAGUCAAGGUGUCUAAUGAUGGAAACUAUCAGUGCGUCGCCACCAACCUCCUUCGUCCACACACCAGCCCUAAAUACCAGCUAUUAGUGAACUAUGGCCCUCUGAGUGUGGACAUCUCUGGCCCAGUCUCAGUGGUGAUUGGCUCAGUAAUCACAGCCACGCUGAAGUGCUCUGCCAACUCCCAGCCAACCAGUGAAUACGGGUGGAAAUUCAACAACCAAUCAGUGCUGGGGACUGGUCCUUUGAUAGCUGUUGUCGCCUCCUUGGAGAAUGCAGGGAACUACACUUGUGUGGCCAAGAACCCUGUGACCAACAUCUCAAUGUCCAAAACCAUCAGUCUGGAUGUCACUGGCCACUCUCCUGCCCCUCCAUUCCAGUCCAGAGUUGGUCUGAUGCUGAUGGCCCUGCUAGCUCUCUCUCUCUGCUUCUGAUCAACCACUGAGACCACCACAGUAUGCACACUGCAUGUCUGUCUGCUGGCUGGGAGCCAAUCACUCCCUUCCCUCUACCCUCACUGACCUGAGAAAGGACUGGAUAGGAAUAAGUGGUAUUGUCGAUAUUAUGAUUGCCCCAUCUUGCCACCAUAGGGCUGGGUUUAGUAUGCUCAGCUCCUUUCCAAUGUUUUUAGGUUGUGAGGAGAGAGUCAACAAGAGGUCAGAAGGGAGGGGUCUAUCCUCUUAGAAUAGAACCCACCUCUACAAUGUGUUUUUAUGUCAAUCAUCUCUAUUAACUGAUAUUCCUUUUAAAAACAACAAUCUUGAAAACUGG
This is a messenger RNA of Coregonus clupeaformis (lake whitefish), 1768 nucleotides long. Its product is annotated as carcinoembryonic antigen-related cell adhesion molecule 5-like. The transcript has 7 exons. The record is from RefSeq and is a predicted model, not a curated record. The coding region runs from base 1 to 1431 and encodes 476 amino acids. NCBI's taxonomy places the organism in Eukaryota, Metazoa, Chordata, Actinopteri, Salmoniformes, Salmonidae.